Terrapene triunguis (Three-toed box turtle) is the source of this 1799-nucleotide messenger RNA. RefSeq names its product calcium-binding mitochondrial carrier protein SCaMC-1-like. Lineage: Eukaryota; Metazoa; Chordata; Testudines; Emydidae. Gene Ontology annotation, molecular function: ATP transmembrane transporter activity; calcium ion binding. Gene Ontology annotation, biological process: transmembrane transport. The transcript has 10 exons. The record is from RefSeq and is a predicted model, not a curated record. Bases 195 to 1622 code for a protein of 475 amino acids. Gene Ontology annotation, cellular component: mitochondrial inner membrane.
GCUCAGGGAGGGGAGUAACGCCCCGCCCAGCCCGUGGCGAGGCAGGCCCAGGGAGCCGCCCUUCCCCUUCCCGCUGCACUCACUGGCUGCUCCUGCCGGGCUUGCCCAGGCUCUGGUCUCUCCUUCCCCGCUCCCCCCUGACUGCCUGCGUCUCCGGCCCGCUUCCCGCCGCUCCGCCCGUCCCUGGCGGCACCAUGUUUCGCUUCCUGCGGGGCUUGGUGCUCCCCGAGGCUGCCUGCGAAGAAGCCAACAACAGCUCCAGGUACGAGAACCUCUUCAAGAAGCUGGACCUCAAUGAAGACGGGAGAGUGGACAUCGCCGAGCUCCAUGCGGGCCUUAAAGCCCUGGGCAUCCCCCUGGGCAAAGAUGCAGAAGAGAAAAUUUUUAAAACUGGAGAUUCUAACAAGGAUGGGCAGCUGGACUUCAAAGAAUUUAUGCAGUACCUUAAAGACCAUGAGAAAAAAAUGAAACUAGCGUUUAAGAGUCUGGACAAAAACAAUGAUGGAAAAAUUGAAGCGUCAGAGAUUGUCCAGUCUCUCAAGAUAUUGGGUAUAAAUAUUUCAGAACAACAGGCGGAAAAGAUUCUAAAAAGCAUUGAUGCUGAUGGGACAAUGUCAGUGGACUGGAAUGAAUGGCGGGAUCACUUUUUAUUUAACCCAGCUACAGACAUUGAGGAAAUAAUCCGUUAUUGGAAACAUUCUACUGUGUUGGAUAUAGGAGAUAGCUUGACUAUCCCAGACGAAUUCACAGAGGAAGAGAAAAAGUCUGGGCAGUGGUGGAGACAGCUGUUAUCAGGAGGAGUGGCUGGUGCCGUCUCUCGAACAGGUACAGCACCAUUAGAUCGCCUUAAAGUCAUGAUGCAGGUUCAUGGUUCAAAGUCAAAUAAAAUGAAUAUAUCAAGUGGCCUUAAGCAGAUGGUGAAAGAAGGAGGCAUCCGUUCCCUUUGGAGGGGAAAUGGUGUGAAUGUUAUUAAAAUCGCACCUGAAACUGCUAUUAAGUUCUGGGCAUAUGAACAGUAUAAGAAGAUAUUUGCUAAUGAAGAUGGAAAGAUAGGGACCGUUGAAAGAUUUGUAUCUGGUUCUUUGGCUGGGGCAACAGCACAAACCUCUAUUUAUCCCAUGGAGGUCUUAAAGACCAGACUGGCUGUGGGUAAAACAGGACAAUACUCUGGGAUGUUUGACUGUGCUAAGAAGAUUUUAAAAAGAGAAGGGUUGAAAGCCUUUUACAAAGGUUAUGUACCCAACAUUCUGGGCAUAAUUCCUUAUGCUGGUAUAGACCUGGCUGUCUAUGAGGCUUUGAAGACUGCUUGGCUAGAUCGUUAUGCAUCAGACUCUGCUAACCCUGGUGUCUUUGUGUUGCUCGGAUGUGGUACUGUCUCCAGCACCUGUGGUCAGUUAGCCAGCUACCCUCUUGCUCUCAUCAGAACUCGCAUGCAGGCUCAAGCUCUGUUGGAAGGAGCCCCACAGCUAAACAUGGUUGGACUCUUUCAAAGGAUAAUUGCUAACGAAGGAAUCCUAGGACUUUAUAGAGGCAUAGGCCCAAACUUCAUGAAAGUGCUUCCGGCUGUCAGCAUCAGCUAUGUGGUUUAUGAAAAAAUGAAGCAAAAUUUGGGAAUAGCAUGAAAAGAAGGAAAAAGCUGAUAAGCCUCUAGCCUUCUCAGGAAUAUUCAAACCAAAAGGAUUUCUCAAAUAACUGGUUUGUUCUUGUUUAUAAUUGGAGAACAGAUCACUGUGCAAAGAAGCUGUGGUUUUGUUUUUUCCCCCAAGCUGGAAGGAACUGCCUUAGUUUCUAACCCCCAA